AUGAGCACAAUCAAAAUGUACUUUAAAAAAUAUUUAGCUAUUUUUGUAAUAUUAGCAAUUUUUGCAAUUCAAUUCACUGUACAAAGUUCUGAAAAUGAUGUUCUUACAAGCGAUGGAUCAAAUGAAGAGGAAACUAAUUUAUUACAAGAGAAAUCAGAAUCAUCAUCAAGUUCUUCUGAAGAACAAAAAGUAGUUACUGAACUACCAAAAGUUCCUGAAUAUGAUGAAGAAGCAACUAUUGCUACUAGUUUAAAAGAAAAAUCAACAAAAAAACCAAAUAAUUUAAAAUCUAAAUUUGCCGAUUUUGGAAAUAGUGUUAAAAAUAAAUUCAGUGAAACCAAUAAUAAAUUAAAAACUAAAUUUCAAGACACAAAAGAAAAAAUAAAAGAAGCUGGAGAAAGAAUAAAAGAAAAAACUUUUGGUACACAUGCUGGAAAUAAAGUUAAAAAAGCUGGUAAAAAAGUUAAAGAAAGAUUGUUUAGUCUUGGAUCAGGAAUUAAGAACAAAUUUUCUAAGUUUUUCUAA
This is a messenger RNA of Strongyloides ratti, 525 nucleotides long. RefSeq lists its product as hypothetical. The transcript is spliced from 3 exons. Lineage: Eukaryota; Metazoa; Nematoda; Chromadorea; Rhabditida; Strongyloididae. The record is from RefSeq and is a predicted model, not a curated record. The coding region runs from base 1 to 525 and encodes 174 amino acids.